UGUGUGUGUGUUUACAGAAGGUGUGCGUAUGUGUGUUUGGAUUUUUGUUGCUUUUGUCUUUGGACGAGGGAGCAUGAGCCACAACGCGCGCGGUGCCGGAUGUUGCCCAAGCUGGCCCGUUGGAACAGGACAUGAAGGCAAAGGCGCUGGCGCCAGGGCUGGAAUUUUUUUUUUCCCUUCUCGAAAUGCUGACACGACGAUGACACCCACGACGAUGCCUAAGCAAACAUUGCGAGGGUGUGUUUAAAAGGCCCGUUUGUAGGCGGCCCAGGGCGCAGAGAUGGACGCGGCGCUGAGCGAACGGCAAACGCUCAACGGAGGCGCCGAGGAGCAACUCGCAGCAAGUCCAAAGCCACCCAAGACCCGGAGCGCUCCAGAGUUGCUCGUCGUGUCUCGCUGCGCGGGCUGUUACAAGCAGCAUAAACGCGGGGUCAAGUCGGCAGGAUCCUCCGACGAGCGCGAUCGGUCGUCGUCCUCCAGCGAAGACGACGACUACGACGAGCGUGAACGGGAAGGGGCCCCGCCUGCAGGGGGAGCCCAUGAGCAAGAGGGACGCCGUGGUGAGCGACCGAGCAAGACGGGAGACGCCGAGUCCCACCCGGAAGAUGGCGCGUCCGCUCCGACUCCAGUCCAACCUUCACCUGCGGGGGGCGCCAGCCAACCGUAGGGCGACGUUACCCCGGCCACGCAGGACACGUUUGCCCCCACGGUGGUAAAACAAACAAACCAACCUGGCGCCAACUGUUGAUUGGUGAUGAUUUUUGGUUGUAAAACUGGUUGGGCCUUUGUUGCUGUCUAUUAAAUAUGUUGAUGUUGACGUGACAUCUUUGGUUGUUUCUUUGCUGUGAAAGAGGAUCAACGCAUGUUGGACUCGAACAGUGGAUUCAGUCGCCGAUUUGAAGCGCUCCAAUUUGGCCUCAAGCCCCGAUUUGAAAACGUAACCCUGUUUUCGAAGCCCUCAUUCGACUCCCUACAUUUGGUUCGAAGCUCCGAUUUGAGAAUUUGUAACCCUGGUUUCAAACCCGACCCUCGGCCUGAACUUUGAGCAUUUCAAAAGAAAUCCCGUACUUGUAAUUUUGCUGGUGCACGAAUAAAGUCUCUCCGUGACCUCCGCGGGUCCCCGUAGGCUCGGCUCUUCCGAGCUCAAUUCUGUGUUGAAAGCGUGACGCUCAUUGCAAAUCCUAAUGGUCUCAAAUAAGAUCUGAAGAUCUGCGAUUGGCUGGCAACCGGGUUGGGGGGUGUCCCCCGCCUACUGCCCCGAAGACGGCAGGGAUAGGCUCCGGCAAGCCCGGGAGCCUCCCGGGGACAAGCGGCUCCGAUAGUGGAUGGCUGGAGAAAGUGAAGAAUGUUGUUCAAAAUCAACAUCCAGUCGGAGUCCCAUUUUGGAGCUGAAAAAAAAGCUGCAUUGAUGCCACUUGAGUCAAUUAGACGAACUGCGCGCUGUGUUCCAUAAUGGACCGGAGCCCAGACCACUCCCUCUUCAACCACACACACGCACACACACACACACACACGCGCGCGCACACAUCCUCUCGCUCUCUCUCUCUCUCUCUCUCUUUUCGUGUGGCUUUCCUUCUUUGUUUCUUUGCGUCGGAUUGCGAUGGAGCCCAGCAGUCCCAAGAAGAUCCAGUUUGACGUUCCGCCGCUGCAGGGACACUUGGACCCUCAGGCCGCCGAGCACAUACGUCGCAGAAGACCGACGCCCGCAACUCUGCAAAUAUACAGACAACCAGAAGCCGGAGAUCAGCACGACGCCAACGGAGGCUCUCAGUGUGGAGAUGGCGCUCAGAGGAAGCAGAGCGCUUUGGCCCCGCCCACCACCAAAGGGCUUCACGUGGGGGCGGAGCACCCGCUGGCGGGGGGGCCGGACUGUCAGUUGAGUCCGAACUCAGCGCAGCUCUCUGCCGGCUCCUUCCCGUGGACCAAUCAGAACGGGCCGGAGGAAGCCAACGGGAACCUGGUAGCCAAUCACGAGAGAGGCGUGGCACAGAGCAACAGUUGCGGCGAUGUGUCAUGCGAGUCCCAAAAAGAAGCUUCCAGCCCCGACUCGGUCUCUCGAUAGCCGCCGCUGCGCUUCCUCCUCUUCACCCUCCUCUUCCUCGUGUUCAUGCUGCUGCAUUACCCGCUCGACAACAACAAGAACGAGAACACUGUACAAUCUCAUGUAGGAUGACAUUGAUGCACAUGACAUGGCUGUGAAUAAAGAUGUGUUAUUAUAUGGCAA
Messenger RNA from Hippocampus comes (tiger tail seahorse), 2224 nucleotides. RefSeq names its product protein phosphatase 1 regulatory subunit 1C. Gene Ontology annotation, cellular component: cytoplasm. The transcript has 10 exons. The record is from RefSeq and is a predicted model, not a curated record. NCBI's taxonomy places the organism in Eukaryota, Metazoa, Chordata, Actinopteri, Syngnathiformes, Syngnathidae. Gene Ontology annotation, biological process: intracellular signal transduction. Gene Ontology annotation, molecular function: protein phosphatase inhibitor activity. Bases 1601 to 2062 code for a protein of 153 amino acids.